This is a messenger RNA of Microplitis mediator, 1575 nucleotides long. Its product is annotated as putative ankyrin repeat protein RF_0381. Lineage: Eukaryota; Metazoa; Arthropoda; Insecta; Hymenoptera; Braconidae. The transcript is spliced from 2 exons. Gene Ontology annotation, molecular function: protein binding. Bases 1 to 1575 code for a protein of 524 amino acids. The record is from RefSeq and is a predicted model, not a curated record.
AUGUCUAUCGACGAGAGAUUUACUAAAAAACAACUUCUUGACAUCUCAUCAUCGGAGUCAGAAUCUGAUGAAUCAUUGAACGAGAAUAAAUUAUCAGUUAGCGCGAAUGAUAGUAAAGUUGACUCUGGCAGCAAACUUUCAUCACCAAACGCUGAUUUACAUUUUGAUGAUAUGGGUGCCAAAUUACUGCCAGGUUCAAGUGAAGAUAAUGACGAAAAUGCAGAGGUUGAAAAAAUAUCAGAUGAAAUAGUUUCAGAUGACCGACAUGAUCAAGCCGUGGAAGAUACAUUGAUAGAGCUGGUUAAGAAGAUCGUAUACUCUCGCCAGCCUACUGUCGAGAUGCCGGAAACACUCCGGAGUAAACUGUUCCAGUUUUUACGUUCGCCUGCGCACAAUUUUUCUUAUCGGAUUGAUCUAUACGAAGCAAUUCAAGAGAAUGAUAUAGAAAGUGUUAACGAUUUGUUAGAGGAGAAUUCCGAUAUAAAUGGCGCUGUGGUUUAUAAUCAUAAGAACUGCGGUGGGUUAACUGCCUUAAGCGUUGCCGUGGAGUUGACCCGAGAAGACAUCGUCCAGCUUCUAUUGGAUCGCGAAAGCUGUGACGUUAAUGCCGCAGCGGAGUCUGGCUUGACGCCUCUCCACAUUGCAGCACUGAAAAAUAAUCGGAGUCUCGCAAAAAUAUUAAUUAGCAAAGGCGCAACUGUAGAUGUCUACUCCAAAUAUCAGUCGAUUUUUAACUCAUUACUUUUUCGCUGGAUUGUUCUUAGAAAUUAUGUAUUUUUUAAUGAGUCCGGUGAGUUUUACAAAGUGCUUAGAAUGUACAUGGAUAUGGAACAUCUGGAUGGUAUGACUGCACUCCACGUUGCCGCAAAAGGUGAUAAUUUUGAGAUGGUAGAAUUAUUACUGGAUCAUGGUGCUGACGUCAAUGCUCAUUGUCUAGACCAGAGGAAUGGAUACACGGCAUUGCAUUAUGCUGUAAUGAAUGCUAAUAUUGAAAUGGUUAAUCUUUUACUGGACAGGGGUGCUAACGUUGACGUCAAGUCAAGUAAUGGAAAGGCAAUCUUACAUCUUGCCGUUGAAACCGGAGCCGAAGCCAUUGUUCGAUGUUUAUUAGAUUCUGGCGCUGAUAUAAACAUCAGAAGUGAUACGGAUUGUUACCAAGAUAUAACGCCGGUCCUUGAAGCUUGUAGCCGGAACCUUACAUCUAUCAUGUCUUUAUUAAUUAAAAGGGGUGCGGACUUGAGUGCCAUGGCUGUACGUAAUUCAUCGUCAGCACUCGUAAAUAUAAUUGACUUCAUUGAGGUGUCGAGACGUAGUUGCAGUUUCCUUACGUUCAUUGUUAUGUUGGUUAGAAUUUAUGAUUCUAGACAUUUUUCCCGCGAUGAAAGAGGGAAUAUCUACAAAAUGAUCCAGCAUAUAACUAAAUUCCAUGCUGUUGGAUAUAUACUUGAUGUAGAGUCUCUUAUGAACAAUCAACGUCAUGAAAACAAAUUGAAGACCUUCAAGGGUGAAUGCCGAGUUCAAGUGUCGAAAAUGAAACAAGAAAAAAUUAAGGAUGGCGACGUACGCGAAGAAUAA